AGGGGAACCAGCAGCUUUCAGGAGACUUUGCUUCUGCCACAUAACCACAACAAAAGUCCUCCUGAUAUACUCAGCAGCAACCAUCACAGCACCCUUCGCUACUGAACCGGACUUUAUUGUUCUGAGGAUUUUUAAUAGAGGGUGGUCGCAGCUGCAAGCAGCAGUAAUCGCCUCCUAAGCUGAGAGUUUGCUGGUUAAAGCUGGAGAUCCGAUGGCUUUCAGUAACAGUCAUUUCUUACAAAAUUGCUGUUACCAUGAAAACUCCUUCAGCGUUAAAGCAACGAAGCACCAUAAAGCGGUAGGAAAUGAGCAUUAAAUGAGGGAAGUAAAACAGUGCCAAGCACUGCCUGUCAGUGCUACCGUGCACGUUACUUUUCUGAAAGCACUCCAAAUCAGCAGCUAAAAGAAAAUGCUAGGAGAGAAAGAGCUUUGAAAGUGCAAAUAAUUGCAGGUAUCAAUAUACGUAACAACACUGGAGAUACAAUAAGUCUCGAAAUGGACAAGCUGGGAAAGUGUUCUGGAUUCAGGAGAAAUAACUUGGUUCGGUCUUGGCAACCAGCAACCACACCUGUGGGGCAACCAGCCUCAGCUCCAUCUGUGUCUCUCGGCAGCACCCAACCCAGAAGAGCUGUCGUUGCACAACCGGCUACUCGGGCCCGGGCAGCCGAGCAGGCAGCACUGCAGCAGGACCAGGUUCAACAGGAUAGGAUCUGGAGAGAGGCUGUGGAGGCUGAACAGAAAGGAAGGAAAAUCUGGUACCAGAACUGGAGCUUCCUAAAGGACUAUGACCAAAUGGGUAAUAAAAAGGAGCAGAAGCCACUGCCAAGCUAUAUGCCUGUGUUCUCAAGCAAAGUUCCCAACUCAACCAACCAAAUGAUUGGCAGUCGAAUGGACUCUGAACUUGGCAGGGCUCUGGUAAACAUGGAUUACUUCUUCAAUAGUGGAACACGAAAGAGGAAACUUGAGGGUGAGCUCCAGCCUUCCUAGUGCUUCAGUAAAAAUAGAACAGUAACAAAGCAGGUUGAACGGUUCUAGCCAACAGACUCCACAGCGUGUAAAAAAAUUCCUCAGUCUUUUUCUCAGAGAGACCAAUACUACUGUCUAGCAUGGAUUUUAUUUCAAGAGCAAAGAUGGAUGUUGUCCAACAAUGCUGUAGGAGACAAUCCUCUUUGUAUUUGGGGUGACUGACAUUCAAAACCCGCCUGGACAUGUUCCUGUGUAACCUGCUCUAGGUGACCCUGCUCUGGCAGGGGGGUUGGACUAGAUGAUCUCCAGAGGUCCCUUCCAACCCUAUGAUUCUAUGAUUCUAUGACUGGGCCAUAUACAGAGAGUUAGCGUGACAGAUCUCAUCCAUCUUCCCAUGCACGUCUACAGUAAGGUUGCAACUAACAUCAGAAAGAUUACAGCCAAAAGACAAUUUCUUCAUGAAUUUUUAUCUCCUGAAAAUAAACAAUUAAUGGAGACCCGCUCAGAUGAGUCCCAACAACAUAUUUUCAGUUCUGAAAGUCAGCCCAAUAAAAUGCAGCACCUCAUUGCAUUUCAUGUAGUUAGCCAAGGAUUCAUCAACCUCUGUCAUCUGCAUGUUUAAGCUUGCUCUAAAGAAUAAAAUUUAAGGCACGUGAGAUGUGUUCUGUGCUUUUUCACCCUGCCCUGCUGAGGGAGGGAGAACUGAUAUUUUUUCACACAAGUUUCCAUUUUUCUGACUUUAGAUUUACUGCUCUCAAAUUCCCCUCUCUUACUCUUCUUUUCUGGUUUAGUUGAUGGAAACUCAUUGACAAGGAAGCAAGCUUUCACAUUUUGCUCUGAAGGGCAUUAGCUCAACAACCUCUCUUACACUUAGGAUCAUUGACCUUGAAUUUAACUGGUUCAUAGCUCCUAAAAUCUGUGGUUGCCCAGGGAAACCAUCAUCAAGCUAAAUCAACACAAUACUUAAAGUCUGUUCACUAGUGCAUCUUCAUUACAUAGAUGCAAACUUUAUGACCUGCUGUUCUGUAGAGAAAAAGCCGUAGAGGAUGGACUGUACAUACAUUAUCUGCCUUUUGAACCGUAUGUAGCUUCUGUAGGGCUAUGCUCAGCCCUAGGUGCAGAUAACAUAGAAGCCAUUAGCAUUGCCUUGAUACAGCAGGCUGCAAUCCCUCACCAGACUGAGGUGGAGAUGUGUAUACUUAUGCUUUGCAACUAAGGCUAUUUUUACAAUUAGACUUCAACAGCAGAAGGCAGUUCAAAAGCACAAGAGUGGUAUGGACCAGCGUGAUCACUGUCAACAUCCAUGUGGUGUCUGGAAAACCCUAAAGACACUGUGGAAAGAAGAGCCAAAUCCCACUCACUGAAGUCAUGGCACCAAGCAGUUCUCCUCCUGGCUUCCUCAACGCAGUGAGAAGUGGAGGAUUAAGGCUUUCAAGAUGACAGCUAAGCUACCUAGAGAAGAAGGAUGACCACAUCCUGCAACCAGCCCAGGCGAGGAGGUCUGAUUCCACUCUGUGCAGACAUGAGUUCUGGUGGACAACUGCGUUCAGACACGCCAAAUGGGAACCUACUUUUCAAAAAAGACAACUUCUUGUUCAGCCAAAAUGCCUUCUGAUCUCUCUUCUGAGCAGAAAACUGCACCAGGAACUGAUUUGUCUUCCAACAUCUAAAAGAGGGAGAGGAGAGAGCAGACCAAACCUUUCCUUGUCCCUGUGUUGUCCAGAGCUGCUUCCAAAAACUGCAGAGGCCACUCAGAGGCUAAAUAUUUAUUGGUGAUUGCGUAAUACUGAAAAGUCAUUACACUAGCAUGCCUUACCAGAGACAUACUGAGCAGCCUCAACUCUUGCUACGGGUCACAGACUAUACGGAGUGGCAGAUGCUCAGUAUCUGUUAGGCUCAAGCUCCUAUUCAUGUAAGAACAUUUGAUUUAUAAAGCAUAGGGAUUUUGUUUUUCGGCAUGAAAGCAUACAAAUCUCCGUGUUUCCUAACCUCCAGAUGGCACUCACUCCACACCAAGUAAUCCACUGAAAACAAUGCUAAGUUAUAGCAAGGCAGUGUUACACAAUUCCUUUUUCAUUUCAAGGGACGUUAAAUAAUUCCAAGUUCUUGAUGACUCUUUACUGUCUGUGAAUCCAGUGAAUCCCUCUACCAGAAGAGUGCCAGCAAACUCAAACUGGAGUGGAUGGGAAGGAGGAUAGUCUAAGCAGUGCAUGUCUUGUUUUGGACAAGACCUUCCAUGUCUUACCCUGAAGGUGUGGGCCACUAAGCAGAGCCUAGAGAAGCAACGAUGGUAACUGGAGUACAGGAAGGUAGUGCUUAUGAGGAAAGAUUAAAAAGACUGUUAAAAUUUAACCUGAAGAAGAAAAUUAAGUUUGCAAAGAGGAUAGCAAUCUUUAGAUACAUAUACAGCUCUGGAACGAGAAAAGGAAUCAUCUGUACUUCACGUGAGUGGCAGGCAAGAGUGAAAAUAACAGGUUUAAAUUCCAGCACAGAAGAAUCCUGUUAACUUUUUGGGAAGUUAGUGGUAAGGCUAACACAGCACUGGAAUAGUUUCCUUGAGGGAUCUCCACCUUUGAAGGUUAAACACACACAUCCAUCAAAAAUGACAAAUUUAAUGGGGUUUGCCUUUUAGUGUAUAAAUUUAAUGAUAAUCUGAAAAGCUUUCCACCAGUUCUCUGAUCUACACCAGAGUUGCUGGAAUCAGAACACACUUUGCAAAUGUGACUUUUCAAGCACAUUCAAAAAGAAUUUUAAAAAAUCCCAUUUCAAUCACACCAGGCUUAGAUAGAUUACAUCUCUAAAAUACAGAUUAAUCACCUAUUUUUUUUAUAGAAAAUAUAUUUCUAAUUCUUCUAACUACUCAUCUAGAAAAUGUUUUUCACGAAGUCUAGAUGUGUCUCUUUUAAUCACGCACAUCUGAGAGUGUGACUGACUAGUGCCCUCCCGACAGCCGCGUAAGAACCCAUCUCAAACAGCACAUUCAUGUCAUUAUGUCAUGUGUAUGGAUGGAGAUGAUAGCUAAUUUUCUUUCAACAAUUUCAG
Molecule: messenger RNA, 4008 nt
Organism: Chroicocephalus ridibundus (black-headed gull)
Lineage: Eukaryota; Metazoa; Chordata; Aves; Charadriiformes; Laridae
Gene: CIMIP5
Product: chromosome 3 C2orf50 homolog
Exons: 3
Coding region: 496-987 (163 amino acids)
Source: RefSeq, a predicted model, not a curated record